CAAACCACUCUGCUGGCCACAGAGCAAGAGAUCAGCGGAGAGAGGGAGAUAGAGGGAGGGAGGAGAGUGAACACAUGCAGCGCAGCAGAGGAGAGGAGCAUCUGAGAGGAAGCUGCACGCUUGCUCUGACAGAAAGAGAGGGAGGAGAAGACUGAGUACUUCUUCUCCACACUAACAAGGAGGCAGAGAGCAAAAAGAGGGGCAGAGACAGAGGAGAUGCUGAGAUAGUAACAGGAGGGGGAAAAAGUAUCCCUCCCAGCCACUUACAGAGAUACAGAGAUACAGAGACAAAGAGGGAGGGAAAACAAAAGGGGCUAGAGAGAUUGUGGAGUGAGGAGAACGGACGGGAGAUAGUUAAAGGAACUGCAAGACUGAUCAAUAAGCGGCUGAGAUUUCGGGAAGAAAUUUAGACUCAGCGAGAAAAAGAGAGCGAGCGAGAGAGCGAGAGAGGGAGUCAAUGACAGGGAAAGAUUGAUUAAUGAAAGAUUUGAGCAAAACAUCUGGAGAAGGAGACUUAAAGAGAAAUAUUUAAGAGGAGACAGGGGCAUCUAGCGGAAGGCAAAUUUAGAAAAGAAAGGGAGAAGAAUUAAAAAAACAUUUAGAGAAGGACAGGAGGAUAAGAGUGGAAAGAAAGGGGGAGCAGAGGGUGAAAUAUUUAAGAAGAGACAGAAGCCGAGGGGAAAUGAGCAGGAGAACGCAGAGUUAAAGAGUCACUGGCAAAAACUUAGAGAAGAGAGAGAAUAAAUCAGAGCAGCAGAGGCAAGGGAAACUGCGCUCAUCCUUUCUUUUUUUUAAUUUCCUCUGUCCCUCCUCUUCUUGAUAAAACCUAGGAGGGGAGAUGAAGUGAGGAGAGAGUUGAGUAGUACAACAUCAGAAGAAGGAGAGGAAGCAGUUUUCAAGGGUUUUUUGGCAAAGUCCAGAUAGAUCAAGAGAGUUCUAGAUAGAUAUUUAACUGCAUGAAAGAGAAGUAUAUCCAAUGGCGUGCUACUACAUUGUGAUCAGUUCCACCCACCUGCGUGACGGACAGCUGAGGAGCAUCAAGGGGGUGUUCAGAGGACCAAUAGGAACCAAUGGCCAAAGAAACACGGAGGAGGGGGACUCGAGGUUUUACUGUGAGCUCUGCGAUAAGCAGUAUCUGAGACACCAACAGUUUGACAACCACAUCAACUCCUACGACCAUCACCACAAGCAGCGACUGAAGGAGCUGAAACAGAGGGAGUUUUACAGAGCACUGGCCUGCAGGAGGCAGAGGAGGCGCAGGGAGGAGAAGAGAGAGGAGAGAGUGCUGAGGAGACUCAAUCAGCAUGAAGACAGGAGGACGGGAGAGUGUGCUCCCGGUUCUGGCCCCAUGUUCCGGUCCACCACCGUGGCUGUCGACUCAGCCGAUCAGUCCAGACCAGAGAUUGUGCAGAACGGCAGCAAUAUCCAUCCAAGCAGCACCACACUGGGAACAAAGUCUCAGAUCCCCCGGAUACAGCCCUUACUUCCUCUGGACCCUGCUCUGGAAACCGCACUCCUGAGCAACACGCGGUGGACCUAUGAGCAAACAGACGCCAACAGCACCACAACUACUGCCGCUUCGGACUCCUGCGUGCUUGACAAGACCCAUCUGGAUUACAGUCAACCGCCAACCAUUACACCCAGCAUCAGCACCACCCUGACAAACAGUGAUACCAACAGCUCUACAGAAAACAGCCACUUUAACAAGAUCCCUUGGGCUCAUGAUUAUUUAAGCCAUCCCAUUACUCCCAAUAACAUCCCAACAACAGCCUCUGGCGCCACCCAUAAUGGCUCCAUUUUCAACAAAACCACAGUGACCAGCAUCAGCAAGAACUCCACCACCCCCUCCAUUACUAAUACCACCAAUGUCAGCGUCAGCAGCAGCAGGGAAGUAUGCAGAGCCUCUGACGUCCAGUCCGUCCUGAGCAGAGUCCGCCCUGUCUCUUUCUCGCUCCCCAAAAGGAGCUGUGUCCUCUUACACCAAUCAGCUGCCGUAUUUAUCCAAGCAGGGCAGGGCUCUGGCUUGUCAGGGAAGCAAGAAGGUGCGGCAGUGCAUGACAGGAAAACAAAUCUGGGGGAGAAAGUCACCGAUCAGCAGCUCAAAUCAUCCGCAGACAUGGUUGCUGUUGGUGUAAAUCACUGGAAUACUGGAAACCAGUGCAGUGAGGAGAGUAAAGCUGAAACUCGACCCGUUGAGGCUGGAGCCAUUAUGUCUACUGAGAAAAGAACUGUGGGACUCUCUGGGACUGGAGCCCAGGUUUCUUUAUGUAAUCGCAAUGUGAUCAGAGUAGAGGACUCAAUUAUCAAUGGGAAUGGAGCCCAGCUCUCCUUAUGUAAGGACGAUGGGACUGGAGCCCAAGUCAGCAGUGAAAGUGGGACUAGAGCUCAUUUUUAUUUAAACAGUGGCAUUUCAGGACAUAUUUCUGAAAGUGUAAGCACAGAUUCAGAAUGCGGAAGCAGCAAAGUUGAAAUCCACGAUGCUGUGGAAAAUCAGACAGAUUCAACCCAACCCCAAGAAGUAAAAGAUCUGGCUUGUCCUACAACAAAUGAGCCUAAAAAAUCAAUUUCAUGUGUUGAAACCACGUCAGCUCAAGCACAGCCCAAUCAAACUCCUCUCCCCAAUCCCCAAACUCCCCAGUCAAACUCCGCUCCAUCAAAAGAGUCGGCUUCUUUGCCUCCAAGUCGUCCCAAAGAGCCGUUUUGUCGUGUCCUGAGCCGAGAUGGUAGCAGGGUUCUUCUGUGGCCAACGGAGAUGGUCAGCUACACCAAAACUUCGCCCUCCAUUUCCUACAGUGUCAAUCCUCUACUUUAUGACUUCAGAGCGCAUAACAGGGCCAAGGAAGGGGGUGAAAAAAAGAAAGGAGGGCUGGAGGAAGGGAGUGAGAGAAUAAAGCCAUCUGUGAUCAAACAACCUGACUGCCAACAGAGGCAGAAGGAUAUGAAGGGAGGAAAGGAGGUGAAGAUAGAUGAAAGGGACGAAGAGGAUGAAGGAGGACAGGCAGGAAAUCCUAUGGAACUUGUAGCCCAUUGUAGCGGUAGCGACGCAGUUCCGGAUCGCUCCAGCUGCCCUGAUGAAAGCGCUUUAAAAUUUGUUCCGAUUUCUGCAGAAGGACACCAUGCUCCAACGCUAGGCCUUCAAAAAUCCGGGAGGAGGAGGAGGAAGAGGAGGGGUGGGGUAAGGAGAGGAAUGAGAAAGAGGGGGAGAAAGAAAAGAGGAGAGGAAACAGACAGAAAAGAGUCAGAAAGGGGAAGAAGGAUAAUAAGCAGUCUUUGUGUGAAUCAGAUGUUUGAAGGAAAAGGAGAAGACAGGCUGCAACGAGAGGGCACCGUAAAAGAGGAGAAGAGAGAAAAGGAGCUAUUAAGUAAUCUUGCAGCACAUCGGCUGGUGGGAGGGAUAAAAAAGAGGAUGAGGGGAGAAGAGAGAAGGAUAAGACGAGAUCAGACGGAGCAAGAGAGGGCAGGUAGAAAUGACGAGAAGAGAGGGGAGCUAUUAAGUAAUCUUCCUGUGAAUCGGUGUAAUCGGUGUAACCAGCUGUGUCUGCAGGUGAAAAGGGAGGCCAGCCAGCAUCAAUCUCAGCAAUCAGCCUCCGGGUGGGGCCAGGGGCUCAGAAAGCUCCUCUGCAGGGAUGCAGCAUGUAACUCAGUGAUUAGCCUCGUCCCUGGGUCUGUUAUAGAGAUGCCAUGCUGUCCUGCAAUUACACCCGACCCUGCUCAGAAUGACAGAGAGACGGGGGUGAUACACAAAAAUACACAAGCAGGGAAAGAGGACGGGCAGGGAGAUGAGGAGCAAAGGAAUCUGAGUAAGGGAGAGAUAAGCGCUGCUCCGAAAGCUGAAGAAAACGCAUGUAACCCAGCGAUUAGCUGUCUUCCUUUUCCCUGUUGUGACACUGCGAGCCAGGCAGAAAUUUGUCUUGUUCCUAAACCUCACAGAGAAACAGCAUGCAAACCAACGAUUAGCCUUGUCCCUGCUCCUUUUAGAGAAACAGCGUGCGGUCAAAGACAAACAAUACCUGCAGGACACAGCAAUCUUGUGUCAAGCCCGACCACAUGCUGCUCUGCAAACCAGACAGAAACAGAGCCCAGAUUGAGGCCGGCCUGUGUAGACAUGACCCUCCCUGCCGAUGCGCUUUCAGAGGAAGUGAUGUCGAAGAGAGCAGCAACAGCCAGCAAGAGGAAGAGCGGAUCGCCGGAGGCCGGGGCAACACCGAGGAAGAAACGGAAAAGGGGAAGGAGACAGGCGAGGAGACUCGCUAGCGUUUUAAGGCAAGACGGAGCUUGCGCCGAUAUGACUUCGGAUUUAAACGAGGGCGACGCCUGUUGCGUUCAGGAUGGUAACGAGGCGCUUGGACUCAAUAGCAAGGACACCUGCAACACUUUAGAGGACAAAACGGUCGACUGCCAUUUGCUCUGCAGGACAAAACACUCUCUGUGUUCAAAUACCAGGGAGGGUAACACCGCUGACAAACUCGAUAACUACUGCAGCUCUGAUGACAGCAAAUUCAGCAAUGCAGACGCUAAUGACUACAGCCAGUUUAACGUCGGUCCCUCUGGAGGCCUGGAAAAGGUGAAGUGUUCACCGGAGAAACCUUUUAGUGACUGUCAUACCAAUAACAAACCCAAUGACAACAGUCAGGAUGAUGAAAAGGGCACCGUGCAAAAUAAGCGUGACAGUUCUGCCAUCUCUAGCGCUACUUUUGAGAAAGACAAAAGUCUCCGUCAUGGUCACGUGGCUAAAAAAGCCAGUGAGAAAACUGCAGACACACCUGUGGAUGGCCUUUCUGAAGAUUCUUUUGCCUGUAGCACUAAUAACAGACACACUGACCACUGUCAAUGUAAAAACACGGUGAAUGAAAUAGAGUCUAACGACUCCAAAGCCAAUGACGCAUUUAGUCAUAACUGCGAUUACAGCCACAAAAAUAACAAAAGUGACCACGGCGAGGAGGAGAAAGCCAAAUCUCAGUGCCACAUUCGACACAAAAACAGCCUCUCUGAUUCAGCGAUUGAUUACAAAAGCUGCGCCGGGAUCCAGCAAAGCGUUGGAGGCGGCGCCGACGAUAUUGACGGUGGUCAGUGUGACGAUUUUAUCGGUAGUCAUGUCACUGAUUGUAAUCACUGUGCUAAUGCUGCGAAUGAAGAUGUUGCACCCGUGAGGGAGCAGAUGGAGGAUGAAAGAGGUGUGGAGAAGGAGAGAAAGAAGGAGGAGGAGAAACAGAUGGAGAGGAAAAAGUUGAAGGAGAGGCACGAAGAGUGGGAGAAGGAAUGGGUGAGGAGGAAGGAGAAGGAAAGGGAGGAAAGAAGUAAGGAGAGGGAGAUAGAUUUUGAACCUCUCUUCUCAGAGAAGAUGCCCCGCUUUCCUCAUCGCCUCCCUCCAUCGUGCGUCCACCUCCAUCCUCCUCUCCUCCUCCAGCCAUCCUUUUCAUCAUCCUCCUCUUCCUCUAUCUCCUUCCAUCACACCAUCAUCCAACAUCACCUUUCCCUCCUCCCACCCGCACCACACCUCCCCGUUCCUUCCUACCCUCAUCUUAUUCCCUCUUUCUCCCCACAUUUAUCGCCCAUCCCUCCACCACCACCUCCACCACCACUACCUCCUCCUCCCGCUCUUACUCCCACUUUCUAUGCAUCUUCUCCCAUCCCUCUCCUGGACGCCCCUGGUCCAUAUCCCUUAGCAGCAGCAUUUCACCCUGUGCAGAGCCACCACCCAUCUCUGUACCCCACUCCACACCCAGCAGUUUUGCCCUUGCAGUUAUUGUUCUGAAAAAGAGGGGGAAAAAUGAAUUAAUUAAUUAAUUUUUCAUACAAAAAAUUACUUGUCAGGUGGGUGCAAACAGCUUUGGGUGUCAUCGCUUGCAUACUUUUACUGUAGCUGAAAUGUGAGGAAUUUCAGGAACACUUGAGUAAAAACACAAAACUGAUCUUUCUUAAAGCCAAAUCCUUUGAAGAACCUCAUCACCCCGUCCAAACACUCAAGCACUGAUUCACACAUCUGAAAAACAAUAAAGAUGGCUAAUUAUCUUCAUCAACUCCAAUCCCACUUGAAAUGAGCCUCAGGUGUGCAGCCAGCGGGAUCGUGGUAGGGAUACACAGCUGGGCUCGUUUCCCUCCGCAGAAAUCAGUCAGAGCUGCUGUUUUGCAUUUUAAGCUGGCGAUUUGCUCGUGAGGCACGUUAGAAAAUUUCGUGACUUUAAAGGAUGAAUUCACCCUCGCAUGCUCAGAUUUCUUCAGUCUGUCAUCGUAGAUGUGCGGGAAUUUUUCUUUCAUUUUAAUUUGUAUGAUUACAUUCAAGAUCUGCACAGGACAACAGGAAGUUGUUUUUCCCAGAAUGGGUUCAAAAGAAACCCAAUCUUAGUGUUUCUAAAAACAUUAAACACACUAUUUUUUGCUACUUUGCUGUUUUGCAUAAUUAGAAAGCUUCAUCAUUUAACAAAUACAAAAAGGGUAUUUUCUGGUUAGAUUUCACAAACAAAAUAUGAGUCUGUUGCCACAUUCACUUAGUUUAAACCUAUAUGUUUUUAUUCUUAAACUAUACUGGAGUAGCUCUGUUUGAUUCACUGUUCAAAGGACCCUGUUUAGUCCUGUAUAAGCAGCCCCCAUUUAACAGACAGGAAAAACACGUCCACACCAUAAUGAAACAAACUUGAAAAAUCAUAGAUAUUCUACACAGAAUCUCAGAUAUUUCUACAGAACUAAUGGCAGCAAAUCCUCUUUAACUUGGAGCUAAAUAAAGCGCAAAAUUAAAGGAGAACUCCACAAAUUCUACACAUCAAAGACUGUUUACAGGUCUUGGGGAGUUGCCCUUGAGUCAACCGGCUGGGACUAAAGUUUGAAACUGAAUAAAAUGUGGGGGUGUGGAGUUUGGAAAGAACUGAGCUUAGCAGCAGGCACAUGUAGCCCAUUCCUCAUCGCUGCCUAAAGCUGUAGGCUUGGAGCUAAAGGAUCCGAUGCUAGCAUAACAUACCCAGACCUUGAAGUGCACCAUCUGCAGUCACUCGGCACUGUGGGUAAUGUAGGAAUCAGAGUAAGACAAGGAAGAAAAUGUAUGGAAUUAAAAAAGAUGAUAUCUCUUUAGUCUGCUUUAACAGUAAAUUUGCCCAUUGUGGGUCCAGCAGAGUUAAUAUAUGCUAAAAUGGUAGAAUACUACAAGACUGGCAUAGUAAUAGACAGAUAAUAUGUUCAGGGCGUGAAAGCAUAAGUAGGCCGAGAUAAUGUGAACACUAUCUAGUCAGAAUAACAGGAAAUUUUCAGGGUCCAACAUGAUGUGAAUGCAGCAUGAGCCAAAAAAAGGUCUCUUAAGAGACUCUGUGUAACAAGAUUGUCUUUUUUUCUCCUAUCUUUCAAAAUUAUGUUUUCAUUUUACUGUCCAGUACAGCAAUAAAACAGAUGAAUAAUGAUUUUCAGGAAGUGCGAAGAGAAAAAAAAAGCCCUUCUUUGAGAGAGGUUUUAAAAGUGCCAAUUUAGGCAGCCAGCGCAUGACGCAGCAAACACAUCUGCGUUUGCUCAAGGAUGAGCAGAUUUCCUGAUGGUAAUUCUAAGCUAAUUUGUUAUUACCUAGAAUUGACUUGUUGUUACAUAAUGUCACCGAGGACUGCCAUUGGCCUGUGGGUCACCCUUUGAAAACCUUGGCUCAAUGCGAUUUUAAAGCAGCAGAGAAAGAUGCUGGUUUCCCUGUAUUUAGAGAUGAGUGUUAGGGAUAACUGCAGGCCGUAGAGCAGUCUCUAUGUGCACCAAUCAAAGCUUAACAACAGGUAUCUCGGAACCAAGCAUCAGACAAGUUUGACCCAGUCGUGUGGGAAAG
Molecule: messenger RNA, 7792 nt
Organism: Neolamprologus brichardi
Lineage: Eukaryota; Metazoa; Chordata; Actinopteri; Cichliformes; Cichlidae
Cellular component (GO): nucleus
Source: RefSeq, a predicted model, not a curated record